GGCCCCGCCCCUCGCGGCGCCUCCCUGGCGGCCGGCAGGGAGCCGGAGUCUGCGCGGGCGCCGAUUCGGGCACGGACUGUGGGGACAGGACGCCCUGCUGAGCAGGCUCGAGGACCAGUGCUCGGAAAUGAGGGUACCCAGGGAAGAUGCACACGAGGUAGGCCUGCUGACCCGUCCAUGAGGCGGGCCCCCUGCCUGGGCCUGGGCCCCUGGCUGGGCAUGCGCCUGACGGUGCGGAAGGUGUUGCUGGCUGCUGGCUGCGCACUGGCCCUGGUGCUGGCUCUGCAACUUGGGCAGCAAGUGUUGGAGUGCCGGGCGGUGCUCGGGGGCGCGCGGAACCCACGGAGGAUGCGCCCGGAGCAGGAGGAACUGGUGAUGCUUGGGGCCGACCAGGUGGAGUACCGCUAUGGCAAGGCCAUGCCGCUCAUCUUCGUGGGUGGCGUGCCUCGCAGCGGCACCACCCUCAUGCGCGCCAUGCUGGACGCGCACCCUGAGGUGCGCUGCGGAGAGGAGACGCGCAUCAUCCCCCGCGUGUUGGCCAUGCGGCAGGCCUGGUCCAAGUCUGGCCGGGAGAAGCUGCGGCUGGACGAGGCGGGUGUGACGGACGAGGUGCUGGACGCCGCCAUGCAGGCCUUCAUCCUGGAGGUGAUUGCCAAGCACGGGGAGCCGGCACGCGUGCUGUGUAACAAGGACCCCUUCACACUCAAGUCCUCCGUCUACCUGGCACGCCUCUUCCCCAACUCCAAGUUCCUGCUGAUGGUGCGUGACGGCCGGGCCUCCGUGCACUCGAUGAUCACUCGCAAGGUCACCAUUGCGGGCUUUGACCUCAGCAGCUACCGAGACUGUCUGACCAAGUGGAACAAGGCCAUCGAGGUGAUGUACGCACAGUGCAUGGAGGUGGGCAGGGACAAAUGCCUGCCCGUGUACUACGAGCAGUUGGUGCUGCACCCCCGGCGCUCGCUCAAGCGCAUCCUGGACUUCCUGGGCAUCCCCUGGAGUGACACUGUCCUGCACCACGAGGACCUCAUUGGCAAGCCUGGGGGCGUCUCCCUGUCCAAGAUCGAGCGGUCCACAGACCAGGUCAUCAAACCUGUGAACUUGGAAGCACUCUCCAAGUGGACCGGCCACAUCCCUGGGGACGUGGUGAGGGACAUGGCCCAGAUUGCCCCCAUGCUGGCUCGGCUUGGCUACGACCCGUAUGCAAACCCGCCCAACUAUGGGAACCCUGACCCGAUUGUCAUCAACAACACACACCGGGUCUUGAAAGGAGACUAUAAAACGCCAGCCAACCUGAAAGGAUAUUUUCAGGUGAACCAGAACAGCACCUCCCCGCACCUGGGAAGCUCGUGAUUUCCAGUCUCUGCAGGGCUCGGAUGUCUGAGUUGCCAGCGUUGUGUGUAUGCGGAAGUCGGACUAACCCAAGCGCAUUCUUCUCAUUCGUGCCGAGGCCGCGGAGGCGGAGCAUUCGUCUCGGUGGAAACGAACAGACUUGGAGCCUCUGCCUUCGGAUGCUCCAGGGUGGACAUCAAGGAGGGGACCCACUUCAGCUUCAGAAACUUAGGAAUUUUCUAUUUUUUUCUCCUCGAGAACUUUUUUUUAAAGAAUUGAAUUUGCUAUCCUCCCUAAGGGACAGGCUCCUUUGGUGGCCUCAUUUCCUGGGACAAGACCUGUGACCCGUUCCUCUCCUUGACUUGGACUCUGAACUCAAAGGAUCUAUUUAAGAGUUUAAUAUAUGGGCUUUCCUCCACCCUUUAGUCCUACUCACUUUCACAGAGAAAAGAAAUGAAUUCUCUGAAUAAAGUAAAGAGGCUGCUGUCCGUGCCUUACUUCACACGAA
Molecule: messenger RNA, 1837 nt
Organism: Peromyscus leucopus (white-footed mouse)
Lineage: Eukaryota; Metazoa; Chordata; Mammalia; Rodentia; Cricetidae
Gene: Tpst2
Product: tyrosylprotein sulfotransferase 2
Exons: 7
Coding region: 178-1350 (390 amino acids)
Biological process (GO): peptidyl-tyrosine sulfation
Cellular component (GO): Golgi apparatus
Molecular function (GO): protein-tyrosine sulfotransferase activity
Source: RefSeq, a predicted model, not a curated record